CACACUAUACAGUACAUAGACUGUGUGUAUAAUCAGUAGAAGCUAUUCCCUUCUGUCACUCCCCAGUGAGUCAUGUGCGGUAUAGACUAUCCCACAUCCCACUAGGAGACUUAAUGAGUGAUAACACUGGACUUCCCAAAGGAAGGUGGAACCAGUGCAGGCCUCUGGGACUCAGUAAUUGCGGAUAUCAAUUACAGCAAAGUAGUAACAGAAGCAGAACUCUGUGUUCUCAUUGUAUUUCACUGAUUACUAAACAAUAUUCUUCCAAACCUCCAAAGCUCCAAACAUCAGAAAGAGUCAAUUUAAUUUCUCUACCUGUAAGCGAGUUUGAGGUCUGUCCCCUGGACUAUUUCUUUUAGGUCUGCCUGGGUUCCCCAGAACACAGUAAAGGUCACAUUUUAUGUAUUCUUUCAGACAGAUUGUUGAUUUGUUAAAACCUUAAAUGUGAAAGCAGUGGGUUUCGGGAUUCCCUCUGAUCAAUCUAUCCAUUUCCGUUAGUCAUUAUCCCUCUUAAUAAAAGGCUUCCAGCCCGUUGCCUGCAUGUACAGUGGAGGCCUUGUUUAUCACCCGUGUCUUUGACACUGUACCCACUCAGUUAAUCCCUAUUGUCCAGUCAGGCCUCAUUAAUCUGGAUAGCUGAUAUGAAUAAAGGGGGACUGAGCCUCACUCUCUCUUGUCCCUCCCACCACUGACUCUUUUUUCUCCCCCGGAAAGGAAGUGACCUGCUUGUCUGAACAGGAAUCAGGCCAUGGCUACACAGCAAGACAACACCUAUUUAUACACACACAGAGGCGCGCGCACACAUGUACGUACAGGCGCGCGCACACGCGCACACACACACACAAACACAAUGUACUUCAGUGUAUAUGUGUUUGCAGGCAGGUCUAAAAUGUCCAAUGAAAAAUGAAAAUGUGGGACGAAAGGGGUGGAGGAGUUUCACUACAUGAGGGCCAGUUGCUUCCUUGGAUCAAGCUGUGGGGAUGGAAUUAACAGAAAUCCCAAAAUGUCCAAAUGCCAAAUCAUCCGAAUAAGAAACCUUGAGCUCUAUCAAACACACCUAAAUAUGCUCAUGAAUUCGAGUGGAUCUGCAUCUCUAAUAGCACUUUAAUGUGCCCCACCCCUUCUCCCUGCUGUUCUCAACACCUCCCCUUAUCCCUUCCAAUGCAAAUGUAAUCACAGCCCACUAUAAAUACACCUAUUCUGCCAUCCUCUCCUGCACUGAGACACAGGGGUCUUUCGGGGGGUUUUUUCACUGAAGAGACUAGGAUUUCUCCUUCUUUCUAAUUUUGGUCCCAGGAUGACUUCAGUGCUCUGUCCUCAUUCUACCUCCAGAGAGUCCUUCCGUUCAGCCGUUGUAAUAUUUCUCCUUCUGCUUGCUGGGCCUUACAGGACAUUGGUGCUUGGUUCUGUUGCUGGUAGAGUGAGGGCAGGGCUUGAGGGACGAGCAAGAGCUGAGGGUAGGGUUAGAUCUGAGAUAAAGGACAAGAGCUGGGACAAGGAACGUAUCGAGGACAACACUGAAACUGGAUUUGGGAACACUCGUGUUAGACCAGGAGAUGGAGGAGAUGGUGAGAUGUGGGGGGACUCUGGUCCUACAGCUGGCUUUAGGUCCAUGCUUUCUGUAGGAGAAGGUGGACUGUGGGAGCCCAGCAGUUCCUCUCGCUGUGUGCCCAUCCCUCCUGGCAUGGCCUUAUGCCAAGACAUUGGCUAUGACACUAUGAGGAUGCCCAACCUGCUGGGCCAUGACUCUCCAGCUGAGGCUGUACAACAGAGUGCCAGUUGGUUGCCACUACUUGCUCGAGAGUGCCACCCUGAUGCCCGCAUCUUUCUCUGCUCUCUCUUUGCACCCAUCUGUCUUGACAGGUUUAUAUCACCCUGCAGGAGCUUGUGUGAAUCUGUACGGGACAGCUGUGCACCAAUCAUGAGUUGCUAUGGCUACCCCUGGCCAGAAAUUCUGCGAUGUGACCAGUAUCCCGCAGACCAUCUCAUGUGUAUCUCCUCCGUCACCAACACCACUGCUCACACAGGGGGACAAAGAGUGCCUCUGGCUAGCUGUCGUGACUGUGAACUGGAGGAGGCCUCCUCUUCAAAAGACACACUGGAGACUUUUUGUAGGAGUGAUUUUGUUGUGAAACUGCGUCUCAGGCGGCUCAAGUACAGUCCAGUAAGUCUGUCCCAGUUCUCGCUGGCAGCCAAACUGGAUGUUCUCAAGCAUGGACCCCUCUUGGGUGGGCAGGUCCGCUCCCACAUUGCGCUGUGGCUAGAGAGGGAUGCCACCUGUGUAAGGAACAUGACACGGCGCCACCCACAAGGUGGCACCUUUCUCGUGACAGGCACGGUACAGGGGGAGCGCGUGGUCGUCAAUAAGGCUUAUGCCUGGCAGAGACGGGACAAGAAACUGAUGGGAGCUGCGCGCAAAUGGAAACAUCACAGAUGCAGGAGCUAAGAUUGUGUGUUCGGUUAGAGAAAAUAAAUGAAUUGUGAAGCAUUAAACAGCUAUGGUGAGAGAGGAAGCAUGUGGAUAGGACUUAACCACAAGUCAACAACUGUAAAUAAUGCUUGGUCUAGUCUUUUCAAAUCAUGUUGAAAUGUUUGUGGUUAUGGAUGAGAUAAUACGCAAUAUGCUGGUCACAAAGUAGCUCAUGAACGAUCAGCACCAGUCCAAGAAAUGAAAGGCUGUUUAAUAGAAAAUUGUACAUAAAGUAUCUGUGAAUUUUAAGAAAAUAUUGCUGUACUAUAUUUGUAUGACUUGAGAGUAAUUAAACUAUAUGUGCUCUGAAGGGUCUGA
Messenger RNA from Scophthalmus maximus (turbot), 2788 nucleotides. RefSeq names its product secreted frizzled-related protein 5. Gene Ontology annotation, molecular function: Wnt-protein binding. The record is from RefSeq and is a predicted model, not a curated record. NCBI's taxonomy places the organism in Eukaryota, Metazoa, Chordata, Actinopteri, Pleuronectiformes, Scophthalmidae. Bases 1298 to 2446 code for a protein of 382 amino acids. Gene Ontology annotation, biological process: canonical Wnt signaling pathway; negative regulation of canonical Wnt signaling pathway; non-canonical Wnt signaling pathway. The transcript has 4 exons.